AUGAGGAGAGCCUUUGCAGUGUUUGAUAUAAGGGUAGUUGAGGAGCUUUGUGGGGAUGUGUUAUCAUUCUCUAUUAUCGAGGAGGAUAAUGAAUCAGAACUAUUGCUAGAUUUCCUUGUGCUACUUAAAGAACAAAAGCAGAAGGAUGCCUCCAAGUUAAUGGAAGAAAUUAGUUGCUUAGAAGCAGAUAUAAAAGAGACUGAGAGAAGCCAGACAAAUGAACCCUUAGUUCUUUCUUGCUUACCUAGGGAGUCCCCCAAUGCAAGGGGAAACAGGUUGCUUCAUCAAGAACAUUCUAGUUUGGACGUACAACCCACAACAUCCUCUGCUUCUGAUACGGGAUUGACGUUGAUGAGGAAUAUCAGUCAACUUGAAAGCGCUUACUUCUCUGUGCGAUCUAGUAGACAGCUUACUGAUAAUGAUGUGAUGACACGUGAUGAUAACGAACUGUUAGAAACUCGUGAAAACUGGUAUCAGUCACAGAAGGAUAUAGAGAAACACAGAUCCAGAGAUUGUCUGGGGGUUUUCUUUAAUGGAUUGUGCAAGUUUGCUCACUACAAGAAGUUUGAAGUACAGGGGAUAUUAAGGAAUGGAGAUUUUAGUAAUUCUGCUAAUGUCAUAUGCUCUUUGAGUUUUGACCGCGAUGAGGAUUAUUUUGCUGCUGCUGGCUUAUGGGAUGCAGGAACUAGCCAAGGUUUUUCUCAAUACAUUGAGCACAAUAAAAGGGCUUGGUCUGUUGACUUCUCUCGAGUGGAUCCAACAAAAUUAGCUAGUGGAAGUGAUGAUUGUUCUGUGAAACUCUGGAGCAUUAAUGAGAAGAACAGUCUAUGCACAAUCAGGAAUAUUGCAAAUGUCUGCUGUGUUCAGUUCUCUUCUAACUCCACUCAUUUGCUGGGUUUUGGCUCUGCGGAUUAUAAGACCUACUGCUAUGAUCUUCGGAAUGUUUUAAUCCCCUGGUGUACAUUGGCCGGGCAUGAAAAAGCUGUUAGCUACUUGAAAUUUAUGGACUCUGAAACUCUAGUUUCUGCAUCCACUGACAACACGUUAAAGCUUUGGGACCUCAGUAAAACCAGUUCCAGUGGUUUAUCAACCAAUGCUUGCGUCUUAACCCUUAGAGGGCAUGCCAAUGAGAAGGUUGGUUGCUCCAUGCUAGGAGCUGGGUAA
Molecule: messenger RNA, 1164 nt
Organism: Ilex paraguariensis (yerba mate)
Lineage: Eukaryota; Viridiplantae; Streptophyta; Magnoliopsida; Aquifoliales; Aquifoliaceae
Source: the annotation of a GenBank genome assembly